This is a messenger RNA of Acaromyces ingoldii, 924 nucleotides long. Its product is annotated as Brix-domain-containing protein. Gene Ontology annotation, cellular component: nucleolus. Gene Ontology annotation, biological process: ribosomal large subunit assembly; rRNA processing. NCBI's taxonomy places the organism in Eukaryota, Fungi, Basidiomycota, Exobasidiomycetes, Exobasidiales, Cryptobasidiaceae. Gene Ontology annotation, molecular function: rRNA binding. The record is from RefSeq and is a predicted model, not a curated record. Bases 1 to 924 code for a protein of 307 amino acids. The transcript has 2 exons.
AUGGCAUCGCUGUUCAACAAGGCGUCUCACUCGAGCAAUGCCAAGGGGAAGAGAAAGGCAUCAGAUGCAGAGAUUGCGUCGGAAAAUGUGGCAGCGUCGGACGUCGUGGCCCCCAGGCGCAACAAGCAGCGGGUCCUCUUGCUUCCUUCCCGCGGCGUAACGAUGCGCAUGCGUCACCUCGUCAACGACAUCGAGGCGCUGCUCCCCCAUGCGAAAAAGGACUCGAAGCUCGACUCCAAGUCCAACCUGCACAUUCUCAACGAACUCGCUGAACUCAACAACUGUAACAACACGCUCUACUUUGAGGCGCGCAAGGCCGAGGACCUCUACCUGUGGGCGAGCAAGACACCCAAUGGCCCCUCUGCAAAGAUGCAUGUCCAAAAUAUCCACACGAUGGAUGAGCUCAAGAUGACGGGCAACUGCCUGAAGGGAAGCAGACCCCUGCUUAGCUUCGACAAGGCCUUUGAUCAGAGGCCGCAUUGGGCUCUGCUCAAGGAAAUGUUCACCCAGAUGUUUGGGGUGCCAAGGACAGCACGACGAAUCAAGCCCUUCAUCGACCACGUCGUUUCCUUCUCCAUCGUCGACAACAAGAUCUGGUUCCGCAACUAUCAGAUUAUCGAAAAGGACCCGGGAGUGGUGACAGACAAGAAGGCGAAGAAGGACGAGGAGCCCACACUCGUCGAGAUUGGGCCACGCAUGGUUCUGACUCCCAUCCGCAUCUUUGAGGGCAGCUUUGGCGGCGCAACUGUGUAUGAGAACCCAGAGUACAUCUCGCCCAACGCUGUCAGGCACAACGUCCGAAGAAAAAAGGGAGACGAGUACCGCGAUCGGACGGCAGCGCAACACAACCUCAAGGCAAAGCGGCAAAAGCUUCAAGACGAGCGCAAAGUCGACGAGCUUAGCAGAGACAAGGUGUUCGCCUAA